AUGGAAAAUUACCACUCUCUGUACCUACAACUACUUCAACCUUUUAUACGAGUUCACUUUUCAGAGGAAUUGAUAGAUUCCGCAGUACUGGACAGACUUACAAGACUGUUUAACGCACACAACGUGACUGGGAAAGUGUGGGAUAACUGCAUUAUUAAGAACCGUCUUUCAAGAACCAAGUAUAUCAUCGAGUUUGACAAACCAAGUGAAGAUGUACUAAUUCCAUCUCAAGAAUAUAGCAAAAACGAACAUUCUGUGUUGUCGCCUUUCAACAAGGACUCAAGUAUUUUCCCGAAUGGGAUAUUGAUCCACGAGUGGUUUACAAAGUACGUGAAAGAGUUUCCGUUUGCAAUGAUAUUUGUGUGCAAAAUCAACGGUCCAGAUACCGACCAUCAAAUAGUUGAAAAGAUCUCCAAGUUGAAAACAAAACUUUGGUCAAUUGAUUGUAAAUUGACGGUUAUCCUAACAUCUUCAGAAGAUGUUAGCGAGUCGAGACUUUCUAAUUUCAGACAAGAAACCGGCUUAUCUAAGCUCAAUGGUCUUGUAUAUUUGCGCAAUUUUGAAGAUACAUUGGCAAACGACUGUGAUACCCUUGUAGAUAUGGUAUUGUCACAAUUAAAGGACGCAAGCAGUGCAUUUUAUUCCAACAUAGAGCAUAAAAUCAAACAGAGAAACAAGAAGUUUUAUUCAUACCCGAAGGUUAAUGAUGUCGAUACUUCUAUUGAGUUGACACCUAAAUUUUUGGAAACGAGGAAUAUAAUCAAACAAGGAGUGAUGCUUCAAUUUAUAUAUCCUCAUAAUCUCGAACCUGGUAUAAAAUUAUUGGAGAUUGGCUACCAAAAUUUGAUUACGAUCCUAAACUCAACAUAUGCAGUUAACUUAUCUCAACAUGACAACAAAAUAAUAGCACAAAUCAAAGACUUGUUGGAUGUAAUUGCUUUUCAUAUUGUUCGUGGGUAUUUCUCGUUGGAGGAUUCGUUGAAAGCAUUAAAAAAACACCAAACACAUAUUCUAAACGUAGUCAGUGUUAUGAAUGAAGAUAGUAACUGGAUUUCAGUUCAAUAUGAGUGGUUGGCACAACUAAUGUCACUCGUUCCAUAUUCAUUGAUCACAAGUUUAAAUAGUUCAUCAUUGUUGAAACUGAAUACCGGCAAUGUCAUCAGUUAUUAUGGUGGAUUACAGUUACCUGAAUUUGAUGUUGCAACAAAUCCAGGGUUGGUAUACAUGAAAGCAUAUGAGAAAAGCCAGUUUAAGGAUAAGAGAAUACAGUUACUUGGUAGUGCUAUACAAGAGCUUGAAUUAAACCAAAAUAAUGCAUUGAACCUGAGCCUGAUAUCCGGUUCCAACAAUUUGAAUUCCUUAAUUCUGUAUAUAAAUUGGUUGUUAGCAGAAGAAUUGUAUACAGAUAACAAACUCCGAGCCAGUGACUACUAUGAGAUGGCAUACAGUUCUUUUGGGGGAUAUAAAUGGUCUAAUAUUUCACAUUUAAUAUUGGAAAAAUUAUUGCACUGCUACAGUUCUUCAGGGAACAAAAGAAUGGAAUUGAAUGUAAUUUUAAAGUUGUCCACCAUACCAUACAUGUCCAAUUUCGAUUUAGACAAGUAUACCGUGAAGAAUGUAUUUGAUGAGUCACUCUUGAACAUUGAUAUUAUCGAUUCUGCGGUUCAUAACUUAUUCAAAGUUGAUGUAUUGUUGAUCAACAAAGAGAUGAAACACGAAAUCAAUGUACAUGAUGAAUGUAUUUUACAAAUUGAUUUGUCUUCUAACUUGAACAAGAACACAAUAACGUCCUUCUUUCCAGAAGAGACCAAAGUGAGAAUAUUCAUCAACCAAUUAGAUAUCAGCUUCACUAGAAUCGACAGUGGAUUAGGGGGAACAGGCUUCAAAAAUGUCUCGAUUAGCAACGAUUUUUCCAAGAAAGGGUCCUUUAUCAAUGAAAUGUCGGGAGAGCAAUUAGAGACGACGUUUGUGGAUUCUGCCAACUUAGAAAUCGACAUCCCACGAAAAGUGUUCCAUCAUGAACAGAAAGCGUUAAGUUCGGGAAAUUUUCAAAUCGAUGUGGUGAAGUUGCAAAUCACAGUGGAAAUAAAACAUCAGGACCACAUAAUAAACUUGAACAAAAUUGAACUUCAUAACGAUUUUACUAGCUCAACAUUGGCCAGUUUUCAAGUUGAUGAUCGCAGAAAAAGAAACAUCAGGCUAGAAGGACCAAGCUCACAGAUCAGAGUUUACCCAGUAAAACCCGACAUACGAAUUAAACCAAUUUCCCCAAUCACUUGUUACAUUCCCGGUGAGAGAUUGGCCAUUCCAUUUCAGAUUGAGUAUAAAAACAGACAUUUGUGCAAAGCUGGUCAGCUCAUUGCAAGUAUUAAAUCUGGCGAUAUUGCGACAAGUUGGGAUUCACAAAAGGAUGACGAACCUUUGAAUUUGGAGACUUUAGAAGAUGGUUCUCAUACAUUGUACUUGUAUACUCGAGAAUGGAACCAGGAGUUUAUUAAUGUUGAAUUACAAACUGUACUCGAACAAGAAAGCACCGAAAACGAGAAGACAAUCUACGACACUGCGAGUGUAUCAAUUCCAGUUUUGCCAAAUCCAUUUAGUGUAAGUUUUGUGGUAAUGCCGACUUACCGUGAGAGGGCUGCGGAUAUGCCGUCACCAUUUAUCUUGCCAUACAAAUCAGAUCAUAACAUGCCAAUAGCUGUACGAUUAUGGGAGGGAAAACUUGAUAUAUUUGAUCAGUAUAAAGAAUUUAUGGAAGAUGCAGCUGGAGAGAAGUUGGAGAUCGUUUCUGUUGACUUUCAGUUAGUGUCCAAGAACCCCGAGUUAUUGGUCGAUUUAAUUGACACCCCAAAGCUGUAUGCUCAACAGUUUAUAACUAAGAGCAAAAGUGGAUUCAGUCAUAGAAAUGUUGAAAUUUUGAGCUCUGCUGUUAUCAAAUGGAAGAGAAAGAACAGUGACCUGGUAGUGGAAUUUCAGACCCCUGAAUGGGAAAUUAAAUUGCCGUUGUCGGAACCACGAGUACUAUUGAAAGUAGAAAAAGUUGGGGACAUCUACGGUUUGCAAUACAUUCUAGAAAACCCAACACCUAGGAUAUUCACAUUUACAACAGAACUAUCUGGCUUUGAGCAAGGCUGGAAUUUCGAGCAAGAUGAUAGAAAUGUGAUACCGUUUAGGCAGAGUGCAUUCCCAGUGUUACCGUUCAGUAGACACCAUAUGGGUUAUUUUGGUCGGUAUGAGACAGAUGAUGAAACAACUACAGAGAGCUUAAGUUUGAUUAAGUUACCAACUUUUAAAGUUUUUGACGUGCAAUAUAAGGUAGCACUUCCAACAAUUCCCGUGACUACAAACAUAUUGAUUCGUGACGGUAAUUUGUAUAUUAACAAAUAG
Molecule: messenger RNA, 3387 nt
Organism: Candida tropicalis MYA-3404
Lineage: Eukaryota; Fungi; Ascomycota; Pichiomycetes; Serinales; Debaryomycetaceae
Exons: 1
Coding region: 1-3387 (1128 amino acids)
Source: RefSeq, a predicted model, not a curated record